AUGGCGGACGAUAAUAGCAAUUCAAGGCAACGUAAGAAAAUUCGCAAACCGCAAUCAAGUGCAAUUCAGAUGAUUGAUACAACAGAAACAAAGAAAACAAGAAAGAAGAGAGCUUUGCAAGAAGACACUGAUGAUGUGACAAAAGAUCCUAAAGCAACUACUAAUUCACGACGUAAGAAGAAUGUGGAAGAGAAAAGGGCUAAACUAGUAGAACGUGAAACUGCAUUUGCUAGCGAUCAUGAUGAUCAAGAGAAAAUAGUUCCUAAAUCAAUAAAAAAGAAGAAAAAACGAACCACGGGUCAACAAAUGGCGGAUAAUUCGUACAUGGAAAGCGGCUCUCGUGCUAGUGUUCAGGCAGACGAUCAUGAAAAUAAAGAUGGUUUAAAAAUGAAUGAUUCUUUUGGUAAUCCAGAUGUUGUUGAUGGAGAUACCACUAAAAAUGAAGAAAGAUCAAGAAAGAAGAAAGGCAAAAAAAGAAAAGAUUACCAGUUGACAUCGGCUGCGGCAGUAUCGCAUUACUCAGAGGCAGAUUUCGAUCACGAUCUUAAUUUAUCACCAGAAGAUGUCAUUACAUCUAAAGACUAUAAUAUAGAGAUUACCGAGCCGCCCAAUUUAGUCCCAUCACUUCCCAGUCAACCUCUUAAUGUUGUUUAUGUUGAGCGAACAGACGGCGGCGGAUUCCGAAGAGUAAACAAGAGUAACCUAAAUGACAUGAAAAAAGAUAAAGAUAUCGACGCUUUAAAAAGUAAAAUGAGUAAUAUUACUAAUUCAGCCCAGUUAGGUUCUUCAGUAUUUAAUAUCUUUAUGAAGAUUGCAUUUUUUUGUGAAGGCCUACUAGCAGGCUUUGCUUUAUGGCAAACAAUAUCCAUUUCUACCAUUGAAAAUCAAGUUAAUGGAACUAUCACUGUGCUGGCCUGUUACAACAGGCUUUCUCAAGCCGCUCAAUCGGUUUACUAUUUCUUACUAGCGAUCGCUACUGUAUCGGUUAUGGACCGUUUUGACCUAGAAAGUCAUGAAUAUGUAUCAUUAAUCACCCGCUUUAUUCGCCACCCAGUGCUGGCCUUGUGUAUCCUAAUUCAUAUUUUAAGCUUAAUACUGUCUACUAGUAUCGCUGAAAUUGAUUAUCGUAUCGGUUUAUAUAAUGUUAAUCAAUCUUUUUACUGGCCAACGGUAACGGAUCAGAAUGUUCGUAGAUUAACUACUCAGAGCCAAACCUUAUUUUCUUCAUGGAGAAUUAUUAAUUUACUACGAGGAAUACUGGCUAUAGCAGGCUGGAUGUUAGUAUCCUUUAAUCCUAUAACAGCCAUUCCAGAAAAAUAUUUAUACGGGCGAAAAAAUGAUAUUCUCGGUGAAGAUAUCGAUGUAUAG
Trichoplax adhaerens is the source of this 1368-nucleotide messenger RNA. RefSeq lists its product as uncharacterized. The transcript has a single exon. NCBI's taxonomy places the organism in Eukaryota, Metazoa, Placozoa, Uniplacotomia, Trichoplacea, Trichoplacidae. The record is from RefSeq and is a predicted model, not a curated record. The coding region runs from base 1 to 1368 and encodes 455 amino acids. Gene Ontology annotation, cellular component: ciliary transition zone. Gene Ontology annotation, biological process: cilium assembly.